Molecule: messenger RNA, 945 nt
Organism: Fusarium graminearum PH-1
Lineage: Eukaryota; Fungi; Ascomycota; Sordariomycetes; Hypocreales; Nectriaceae
Exons: 1
Coding region: 1-945 (314 amino acids)
Molecular function (GO): protein binding
Source: RefSeq, a predicted model, not a curated record
AUGAGCAGAUACCAAGGCUCGCAUACCAACCGCAGUCGAGAAAGAGUCUCAGUUCGUGGUCCUAGGAUUCAGUACGCAGACGAGAUAGAAGACGAACGCCAAUACGAAUCGAAUUGGCAACAGAGACAUCCGCAUGAAUUGGAUAGACGACAAAUUCCUCCACGCAUGACAAGGGCUACGACCUUUCGCCCAGAAGUGUCAAAAGACGAACUCGACGAACACGAAUUAAAUAGGCUAGCAAAGAUUACAUAUAGGCCUCGUUCUAGGAGUCCUAGCCUUGUCUUCAAUAACUCUAUAAACGUCUUAAACAAAACAAAGAGUCCUCCUCCUGACUACACCGACUCCGACAGCGAUGACGGGGAAUCUCUCGCGGAUUAUCGGAGUGAGGGGUACAUACGUCGUAGUUCAGCCAGGACAUCACUCCCCUCUCGAUCUUCUGGGUCAUCAAACAAACUCCGUCAAAAAGGACCUCACUCUUUGAGUGGAAUCUGCAAUAAGGAUACAAUAUCGAAAGACAACACAGUGGGACAUGGAGCACUGAUGGACGAUCUUCUUGCCAGUUUUGGCAGAAAGGCGAUGGGAAUAAAGGAUGAGCAUCAGUAUGGACAGGCCAUUCCAAGACGCACUAUCACAAUAUCUCCACCCCCGAGAUCUUCGCCCCCCAGCCACUCAUACGUGAGUUAUAGCGAGGACGAGGAUGAGAUAUUUGAAGCAGGCCAACACAGAUAUGUGCAACCCAGAACACAUUCGCGCCGCGAAUACGCAAACAAAGCAAGUGCAGCUAUGAGAUAUAUCCAGAGCAGCAAAAGAGGACACAAAGAGCGAAAGAGGACACCGCAAUAUGCAUUGGAUAAGAAGAAUGGGGUACCUCUGGAUAUUCCGGAUGAGGACAGCGAAGGAUACGAGAGUGAUAUAAUCAAGGUGGAGUAUUAUGAGACGGAUUAA